Menidia menidia (Atlantic silverside) is the source of this 3480-nucleotide messenger RNA. The record is from the annotation of a GenBank genome assembly. Lineage: Eukaryota; Metazoa; Chordata; Actinopteri; Atheriniformes; Atherinopsidae.
AUGUCACAGAAGCCUUUUCUCCUCUUUUUGGGCAUCAUUGCAGCCACAGUUUUUACAGCUCAAGGCUCAUGGAGAAGAGACAACAAAAAGUUUGGUCCAGCAGUGCACCACUCUGACGACAACUAUGAGUGGACCACAUGGUUUAAUGUCGAUCAUCCCGGGGGCCGCGGGGACUACGAGCAGCUGGAGGCCAUACGUUUCUAUUACCGUGCCCGAGUGUGUGAGACUCCACGUGCGAUUGAGGCCAGAACCACUGAGUGGGUCCCGGCCCGGGAAACUGGAGAGACAGUUCAUGCAGACCCCACUGUGGGCUUCUGGUGCCUCAAUGAGGAGCAAGGUCCUGAUCGCAACUGCUCCAACUACGCGGUCCGCUUCCUCUGUCCUCAAGAUAGUAGUGUGAACAUUGAGGGAAUCUGGGGUCCGUGGUCAGACUGGAGCCCUUGCCCUGCCCUCUGUGGUCAAGUGGGUGUGCAAUUACGCUAUCGAAGCUGUCAGUCCCAAUCAAUGCCCUGCAGUGGGGCUAAAAUAGAAGGGAAAUCAUGCAAUGGACCUGAGUGCAUUAAGGCAGAUUGUUCCCUUCGCUGUCUCAUGGGGAAAGUGAACGCUGACUGUGACGCAUGCAUGUGUGAAGAGCACGUCCUGCUGGGUUCUGUACGCAGUGCUGGCGGCCUCAUUGCUGAAGGGGCCGCCAUCCUGCACGUGAACAAACUCCUUACCAUCACGGACCACAAUGGACAUUUUCGCAUACCAGGGGUCUGCCCUGAUGGAAACACAACCUUGACAGUGAGCCUGCCGGGUCAUGCCAGCCAUAGUGUUGUUGUGCCCCACAGCACUGAGCGCACUUCGGUUCUCAGUGUCCAGCUGAAAAGAGCCGAAAAGCUUCAUGUUUUGGUUAACCCCGAGAGCAAGGCCAGGAGGGAGGGGCAAAGCGCUGCCUUCUGCUGCAAAGUGGCUGGAACUCCACAGCCGGACAAGUACCAGUGGUUUCACAACGAUAGUCUCAUGGAGACUCAGUCUGAGAGCACACUGGUCCUGAAAGAUCUGCAUGCUGAGCAGGCUGGAGAAUACUACUGCAGAGCAAGCGGUCAAUUUGGGGCUAUCAAAACCAAACCAGCCAUUCUCAAAAUCAUAGGUACAGAUGAGCAUUCGUGUAACCCCAGGCCCGAAUCUCACCUCAUUCGUCUUCCACACGACUGCUACCAAAACAGCACAGACUCGUUCUACUACGAUGUGGGCAAAUGCCCCUCAAGUGCAUGUGCUGGACAGUUGGACCAUGGCAUCAGGUGCAAAGACAAAGUUUCUUACUGCUGUGGGGUGGCAGAAAUGGAGAAGAGGCAGCUAACAUGUCAGGGGUACCAGCUGCCCACCAUGGUGGUGACCAAGUGUGGAUGUCAGAAAUGCGUGGACACCAAGGCCAUUGUGCAUGGAAGAGCUAUUGCUGCAGACAAUGGUGAGCCAAUGAGAUUUGGCCACAUCUUCAUGAACGGAGUCAGAAUCAGCCGCACAGGCUACAAAGGCACCUUUUCUAUCCAGAUCCCUCCAGACACCGAGAGGCUGGUGCUGACGUUUGUCGACAACAUGCAAAAAUUUGUCAACACCACAAAGGUACUUCCAUUUAACACUAAAGGGGGGGCUGUUUACCACGAGAUCAAACUUCUGCGAAAGAAAGCUCCUGUUACCAUCAGUCCUUUAGAAACCAACACUCUGGAGCUCGGGGAGGUAGAGGGCCAGGAGGCAAUGGUCCACAUAGAGAUCCCACCUCAUUCCUUUUAUAAGGAGAACGGAGAAGUCUUUACCGGUAACGUCAAUGCAAGUGUGACUUUUCUCGACCCAAGGGACGUCUCCACGGCUGCUGCUGCUCAGAGUGAUCUCAAUUUCAUUGGGGAUGAGGGAGAUACUUUGCCACUGAGAACCUAUGGCAUGUUUUCAGUGGAUUUCAGAGGUGAGCAAAACAACGAGCCUCUGAAUGCAGGUGAGGUGAAGGUGUUCCUGGACUCUGCACAGGUGAAGAUGUCAGAGCAUCUUGACUCCAUGAAGCUGUGGUCACUGAACCCGGAAACUGGCCUGUGGGAGGAAGAAGGGAGUCUUCAAAUGGAGAGGAGAGGAAGAAGCAAAAGGGAGGAGAGAACAUUUUUGAUUGGUAACAUGGAGAUCAGAGAGAGACGUCUGUUUAACCUUGAUGUUCCAGAGAACCGCAGAUGUUAUGUGAAAGUGAGGGCUUUCCGCAGUGAGCGCUUUAUGCCCAGUGAGCAGGUGGAGGGAGUUGUGGUGAGUCUCAUAAACAUGGAGCCAACAGCUGGCUAUUCCACCAAUCCCCGGGCCUGGGGUCGAUUUGAUAGUGUAGUCACUGGACCGAAUGGGGCAUGUCUUCCUGCUUUCUGCGAUGAACAAAGAGCUGAUGCCUACUCUGCAUACGUGAUGGCCAACCUUGGAGGGGAAGAACUGGAGGCGGUCGCAUCUGCUCCCAAAUUCAAUCCCAGUCUUAUUGGAGUGCCUCAGCCAUAUCUGAGAAAACUGAACUACAAGCGCACCGACCAUGAGGACCCCAGACUGAAGAAAACAGCAUUCAGUAUCAACGUGGCAAAGCCAAGUACCAACACAGCAGAGGAAAGCAACGGACCAGUGUACGCAUUUGAGAACUUGAAAGAAUGUGAAGAAGCACCAUUCAGUGCUGCACAUUUCCGUUUUUCAAGAGUGGAAGGAGACCGUUAUGAUUACAAUACCGUGCCUUUCAAUGAAGAUGACCCAAUGAGCUGGACAGAGGAUUACUUGAGUUGGUGGCCUAAACCCUUGGAAUACCGAGCCUGCUACAUUAAGAUCAAAAUCAACAGCCCACAUGAGCUCAAUGUUCGGUCCCGUAACAUGGGUGGUACCCAUCCCAAGACAGUAGGUCAACUGUACGGUCUUAGAGACACUCGUAGCAUUCGUGAUAUGGAUCAGGCAAACGUUUCAGCUGUGUGCCUGGAAUUCAAGUGCAGUGGAAUGUUGUAUGAUCAGGACCGUGUAGAUCGCACCCUGGUGAAGGUAAUACCACAAGGCAGCUGUAAGCGAAACUCUGUCAACACAAUGCUUCAGGAGUAUCUGGUCAACCACCUGCCUCUAGCCGUUAACAAUGAUACUAAUGAGUUCACCAUGCUGGCACCUCUUGACCCUCUAGGCCAUAACUAUGGAAUCUAUACGGUGACAGACCAGGAUCCCCGCACAGCCAAAGAGAUUGCACUGGGGCGCUGCUUUGAUGGCACUUCGGAUGGAACAUCCCGAGUCAUGAAGACCAAUGAGGGCAUAGCGCUGACAUUCACUUGUGGAGACCGUGAGGCUACACGGCAGAGUGUCUUCCAAGCAAUGCAGAGUUCUCAAAGUCAGACAGUGACGAGUGUUGUGAGGAAAACCAGACGCCGGCAAAGGGCCAAUGCAUCCCGCAGCAACCGUAAACGUAACACCAGAAAUCCAACAGGAAGUCAAGCACAGAACAGAAGCUGA